Messenger RNA from Acanthisitta chloris (rifleman), 1491 nucleotides. Its product is annotated as proton-coupled amino acid transporter 1-like. NCBI's taxonomy places the organism in Eukaryota, Metazoa, Chordata, Aves, Passeriformes, Acanthisittidae. Gene Ontology annotation, cellular component: vacuolar membrane. Gene Ontology annotation, molecular function: L-alanine transmembrane transporter activity; glycine transmembrane transporter activity; L-proline transmembrane transporter activity. Gene Ontology annotation, biological process: L-alanine transport; glycine transport; proline transmembrane transport. The record is from RefSeq and is a predicted model, not a curated record.
AUGGCUGACCCCAAGGAGCCUGAGAAGGGGAGUGUGGAGCUGGGCACCCCUAAUGCUGCUCCCCCCACAGGGACCAUGUCCACCCGGCGCCUCCGCAGUGAGGACUACAAUGACUACAGCUCCACAGAUGUCACGCCAGAGGGGAGCCCACCUGAUGGCAUGAAUGGCUUCACCCACCCCGAGUCCUACCAGCGCUUUGGGGAGACCAACGGGACAACGUGGUACCAGACCCUGAUCCAUCUCCUGAAGGGGAAUAUCGGGACGGGGCUGCUGGGGCUGCCUCUGGCUGUGAAGAAUGCUGGCAUCCUGCUGGGUCCUCUGAGCCUGCUGGUGAUGGGAGUCGUGGCUGUGCACUGCAUGGGCAUCCUGGUGAAAUGCGCCCAUCACUUCUGCAACAGGUUCCAGAAGCAGUUUUUGGACUAUGGAGGUGCUGUGAUGUAUGGGCUGGAGGCUACUCCCAGUGCAUGGCUGCGGACACAUGCCAUCUGGGGAAGGCGUGUAGUGGGACUUUUCCUGAUCAUCACUCAGUUGGGUUUCUGCUGCGUGUACUUUGUCUUUCUGGCGGACAAUAUCAGACAGGUUGUCUCUGCUGCAAACGGGACCACCAAUGACUGCAGCCCCAACAGGACAGUGGUGAUGACCCCCACCAUGGACUCCAGGCUGUACAUGCUUUCCCUCCUGCCUUUUGUGGUGCUGCUCACAUUCAUCCAGAAUCUCAAAGUCCUGUCCAUCUUCUCCAUGCUGGCCAACGUGGCCAUGCUUGGCAGCCUUGUUGUGAUCUACCAGUACAUCGUCAGGGACAUUCCUGAUCCCAGAAACCUGCCUCUAGCAGCAGCGUGGAAGACCUACCCUCUGUUUUUUGGCACUGCAAUCUUUGCUUUCGAAGGCAUCGGGGUGGUACUGCCUCUGGAAAACAAGAUGAAGAACCCCCGGCAGUUCCCAAUCAUCCUUUACGUGGGGAUGACCAUUGUCACCAUCUUGUACAUCAGCCUGAGUGUCCUGGGGUACCUGCGCUUUGGGGCAGACAUUCAGGCCAGCAUCACACUCAACCUGCCCAACUGCUGGCUGUACCAGGCUGUCAAGUUGCUCUUCUCCUUUGGGAUUUUCUUCACGUAUGCUGUGCAGUUCUAUGUGCCUGCUGAGAUCAUCAUCCCUCCUCUAGUUGCUCGAGUGUCGGAGCGCUGGGGCUGGCUGGUCAACCUGCUCCUCAGGGUGGCCCUGGUCUGUGUGACAUGCGUGCUGGCCAUCCUCAUCCCACGCUUGGACCUCGUCAUCUCUCUGGUGGGCUCCAUCAGCAGCAGUGCCCUGGCUCUCAUCUUCCCUCCACUGCUGGAGAUUGCCACUUACUAUGCCGAGGGCAUGCACCCCCUUGUCAUCACCAAGGACAUUGCCAUCAGCCUCUUUGGCUUCGUGGGCUUCGUGGUGGGGACAUACGAGGCGGCACCCCCCGCCCCUGCCAUUGUGAAUGCCACCAGUGUCAUGGUGCAGUGA